GUCGGCGAACAGGAAGUUCCGGGCAGGCGUCAGCCAUAAUGAAAGUGCCAGAACUGUUCUCUGAAGACGAUAGGUUUUAUUUCCGUUUCAAAUGUAUUACUAACAGGUAUGUCAUUGCACGUUUAAACUUUAUAAUAUCGAAAUAACAUGUCAGGUCACAAAUCCGUCAAGUUAAUAUCGCGUUUGUUAAUAAAGGUUUUAUGACGUGUUAUUGUUGUGCUAAACCGAGUGAAGAACGUGCUAAAAAUAUAUAUUGUUAGUCAUAUAACGUUAGUUACCUAGCUGAAGUUAGACUUUGGGUUUAAUUUACAUUAUUUCGUCAAUGUAAUUUCAUAAAGAAUCAAUUGAUUUGAGAUUUCUGAGUUCGUUUGACAUGUUUAUUAUUCUGAUUAUUUCCAUAUGUUUAUGAGCUGGUAAAAUGGCGGCGCCUCUCGGUCUGAGUCAAUAGACUUGCAGGCUGUGCGGCUGCACCAGAGAGACAGUUUCAGGGUUGUUUUACUGUUUAGAAGCAGAAUGUCAUGUUCAUCUGAUUUCUACAUGUCACUGUAACAAUAUUCAGACACAUUCAGUUGUUUCUAUAUUAAUCGAUAGUAGUUACUAUGGUGUGAAUGGGGAAAUACAAUCGUUUUUUUUGUGGGUGAAAUAAGUAGAAAAUAGUGCAUCAAACAAACUGCAACCUUGUAUUAAACGUUUAUUUAUGUGAAUUUAAUCUACUUAAUAUUAACUGCACUUAACACUUAACUCAACCCCCCCCUGAAUGCUUGCUUUUGGACAUUGUCUUCAAUAAAAGAGGCCUGGUGUGUGGAGGAAUAGUAUAUUUCGGGGGACUAAUCAACAAUAAAAUCACAGCACAGCCAUUAAACACGUUUGGGAUUAACACGUGCAGAGCAUAACCUUUCACAGUAUUUACACCAUCCCAGCAACUAUCAUAGAAAUACAGUAUAACUUUGCUCUGUGCUUCCUCCCAGCAUGCACUUGGUAUUCUAUAGGCUAUGGAUCAUUUGAUUGGCAUCACACUAAAUAGCCUAUAGUCCCACUUGAUAUUGUCCAGCAGAGAAUCAGAGAUGAGGGGAGGCAUCAGCCACACAUUGAUUUAUUUAAGCGAUAAGGUCAGAGGGGGUUUGUUAUAUGUCCAAUAUACCACGGAUAUGGGCUGUUGUGGAGGGCCUGGAUACAGCCCUUAACCCUGAUAUAUUGGACAUAUACCACAAACCCUUGAGGUGCCUUAUUGCUAUUAUAAACUGGUUACCAAUGUAAUUAGAACAGUAAAAAGGAAUGUUUUGUCAUCCCCCUGGUAUAUGGUGUGAUAUGCCAUGGCUGUCAGCCAAUCAGUGUUAAGGGCACGAACCACCCAUCAAUUACAAAUGGCAUGACCCUCUUCUGGACUAGAUUAAAACAAUACUCAACCCUCCCCUUGACUGAGAUUGAAAAAGCACAACCCUCAUUUUCCUCCAGAUUAAGUCUGAGGCUGGUAACAUCAACAGUGAGGACAAACACAGCCUGCCACUCUCCUUCCACACUGAAUAGAAACCUACAGUCACUGGGUCCAGAUUGUGACAGUGGAGCCCAGUUUGCACUGCAGGAUCCAGAGAUGGCAUCAGUGAAGCUGGAAGACUGCAGUCAAACACUGGAGCUGAAUGUCAACAUUAAAGAUGAAGAAGAGGAGGAGAAGAUUGGAGACCAUGUUGAGACAUUCUCUACAUCCAGAGAGCAACAGCAGGAAGAUCACAGAGCUAAGAGGUCUCACCACUGCCCACAUUGUGAGGAGAUUUUCCCAUUUCUAUCAAAGCUAAAAAUACAUCUAAAAAUACACACAGGAGAGAAUCUGUAUUCCUGUACUGACUGUGGGAAGAGAUUCACAACAUCAAGGGCUCUGACACUUCAUCAGAGAGUGCACACUGGAGAGAAGCCUUACUACUGCUCGUACUGUGGGGAGAGUUACUCUCAACAGAGCAACUUCAAAAAACACCAACGUCUACACACAGGAGAGAAGCCUUACUCCUGCUGUGACUGUGGAAAAUGCUUUACAACGUCAUCUGAGCUAACAGUUCAUCAGAGAACACACACUGGAGAAAAGCCUUACAUCUGCUCUGACUGUGGGAAGAGGUUCUCCCACCUGUGUAACUUUAAAGCACACCAACGUAUACAUUCAGGAGAGAAGCCAUACUCCUGUUCUGACUGUGGGAAGAGUUUCUCCCGAUUGUAUACCUUAAAAUCACAUGGACGUAUACAUACAGGAAAGAAGCCUUACUCCUGUUCUGACUGUAGGAAGAGUUUUUCUCACCAGGGUAGCUUUAAAGCACACCAACGUAUACAUACAGGAGAGAAGCCAUACUCCUGCUCUGACUGUGGGAAGAGUUUCUCUCAACAGAGCAACUUAAAAACACACCGACGUAUACACACAGGAGAGAAGCCUUACUACUGCUCUGACUGUGGGAAGAGUUUCUCUCAAGAGAGCAACUUAAAAACACACCAACGUAAACACAAAGGAGAGAAGCCUUACAUCUGCUCUGUCUGUGGGAAGAGUUUCUCUCUACAGAACCAAUUAAAAACACACCAACAUAUACAUAAAGGAGAGAAGCCUCGUCAGUUCUCUCAGACCAGCUGAGAUUAAAAUUUAGUGAUGGAGUGAUUUAUAUCUGAUUGCUUGACUUGGACUGAAAUAGGUGCCGACACUUUAUAUUUAGCUUCAGGACCUCCACAAUACUUUUGAGCUCAUCUAUAACAGGAACAGGAAGCAGUAGAACAUUUGAGGGCCUGGUACUCCGCUCUGUUGAGUUCCUGCCCAAGUCAAGCGCCGGAACUCACAACAUGUAUCAGAUAGAGAUGGUGUGAUGAUCAGUCACUAUUAGUUUGGGGGGAGGUUGGUUUUUAUUACAUAGUUACUUGUUUAAUGAUACACAGCCUCUGAAACACCUACAUGUGUUUAUUAAACUGUCUUUUACAACUAGGUUAGUUAUUAUAGUUAUUCAUCAUCAAUGGGUUUGGAUAAAUACAUCCAGUGGCUUUACUAGUCCUGGGCUUUCGGGGCUUCAGCCCCGGAUGUUUUAGGCCCCACACUUUGGAUGGUAAAAAAUAUAUACUGUGUAUCCGUAAUUCUGACCCUUCCCUUUUUCAAUUUUUUUUUACAUCCUUAUUCUAAAAUUGAUAGUGAAAUUUCUUGCAUAUGUAUUAAAAAUUUAAAAAACAGAAACCUUC
Oncorhynchus nerka (sockeye salmon) is the source of this 3198-nucleotide messenger RNA. RefSeq names its product zinc finger protein 239-like. Gene Ontology annotation, cellular component: nucleus; nucleoplasm. The coding region runs from base 1370 to 2608 and encodes 412 amino acids. The record is from RefSeq and is a predicted model, not a curated record. Gene Ontology annotation, biological process: regulation of transcription by RNA polymerase II. NCBI's taxonomy places the organism in Eukaryota, Metazoa, Chordata, Actinopteri, Salmoniformes, Salmonidae. Gene Ontology annotation, molecular function: RNA polymerase II cis-regulatory region sequence-specific DNA binding; DNA-binding transcription repressor activity, RNA polymerase II-specific. The transcript has 3 exons.